Rotaria socialis is the source of this 888-nucleotide messenger RNA. The record is from the annotation of a GenBank genome assembly. Lineage: Eukaryota; Metazoa; Rotifera; Eurotatoria; Philodinida; Philodinidae.
AUGAACCGCAGCGAACAACAAAUUAAGCCAUUUAUCGAACUCUUACGUAGCGAAUACUCCAACAAUGCGCACAAAUUGAAGGAUGUAGCUCAGUUUGAACGCGAUUAUCGUCCUGAAUCAGCAGUUUGGUGGUAUACUCGUGAACCAUUUAUCUACCAAAAGUUGAAUUGGGCGCUAAGAACUUUAGAUGCCACAAUAAUUUUGAAAUUAAGUUUUAUCCUAUGUGACUUACACCGACAAAUUGAAACAUUACAUCAGAAACAGAGUGGAUUUCGAAAAACUACAAAAAAAAACAAGGGCGGUCUAUUAUCCUUUAAUAAUUUCUUAUCAACUACAAGUGACCUCGAUGUGUCUCUUGAUUUUGCCGAAAGUGCUUCAGUAAACCCAGAUAUAGUUUGCGUUCUUUUUCAAAUGUCAAUCGACACCCGGAUUACAACAACUUCAUUUGUUUCUAUCCGUGAAUUUAGUGAGUUCAUAGAUGAGAAUGAAAUCCUUUUCUCCAUGCAUACCGUAUUUCGUAUUGUCGAUGUCUUCAAAGUCGAAACAGAUCAUCCACUUUAUAAUGUAAAUCUUGAACUGACCUCUGAAGAUGAUUCAUCACUUACUAAACUUAGAGAACAUUUCACAAAAAAAACUGAGGACGAACCUGGAUGGACACGCUUGGCACGACUACUUCUCCAAUUAGAUCAUUUUGAUGAAGCCGAACAACUAUGUAAUGAUUUACUACAGCAACACAAAGCAUCAAUAGUCACCAAAGCUUCUCUAUACAAUAUUAUCGGAUUCUCGAAAGCUGAACGCGGAGAGCUUGAUGUGACUCUUUCAUUUUACCAUAAAACCUUAGAAAUUUUUCGUAUCACUCUUUUAAAAUGGGCAUCAAACAAUGGGUGA